Grus americana (Whooping crane) is the source of this 4574-nucleotide messenger RNA. It is a transcript of the gene ME2, whose product is annotated as malic enzyme 2. Gene Ontology annotation, molecular function: malate dehydrogenase (decarboxylating) (NAD+) activity; malate dehydrogenase (decarboxylating) (NADP+) activity; NAD binding. Bases 503 to 2239 code for a protein of 578 amino acids. Gene Ontology annotation, cellular component: mitochondrion. The transcript is spliced from 16 exons. The record is from RefSeq and is a predicted model, not a curated record. NCBI's taxonomy places the organism in Eukaryota, Metazoa, Chordata, Aves, Gruiformes, Gruidae. Gene Ontology annotation, biological process: malate metabolic process; pyruvate metabolic process.
AGCUCCUCGGGUCAAGUCUGGGAGGACGCUUCCCGCAAAUUUGCCACAUUCAGGGUACGGCUGUAUCUGCAGCUCCUCAGCGUUGGCCACUGGUACCCAUGCCGACUUUCAACCUGCCAUGAACUUUUAUGAUGCGGCCCUAAAAACUAGAGAGUAAAAGUUGGGAAGUAGCAGAGCUGCCGGUGAGGUGUUGGAAGAGGAAACACAGUCAGGCUGCCUGAUAUUUUUAGAGCUGGGCUCUGUGGUCCUUGGGUUUUUGUCUCAGCUAUUUGUUAAAAGAAGUGGCUGUUUGAAAUGCCGCCGUCACAGGUUGCGUGCUCCUCUUGGCCUUGCUGCACCGUAACGUUAAGUGGUACUAGCUAAAUCUCUGAGCCACUCGGCGUGGUGUGUAAUGGCACGAAUCCCUAAACUGCUUGAAGAAACCCAAAACCAUACAGCACUGUUGAUAAAGGGCUGAUAGAAAAGGACAAUUUUGCAGCCAAGUGCAGUAUAACAAAAAACAAUGUUUUCCCGACUACGAGUAGCUGCCACUCCCUGUGCGAUGGCAUUUCGCAGCGCACAUACGAAAGAAAAAGGCAAGCCACUGAUGUUAAACCCACGAACAAACAAGGGUAUGGCCUUUACAUUACAUGAACGACAGAUGCUUGGGUUGCAAGGACUUCUGCCUCCUAAAAUAGAAACACAAGACAUUCAAGCCUUACGCUUCCAUAAGAAUUUGGCAAAAAUGACUGACCCCUUGGAAAAGUAUAUCUACAUAAUGGGAAUCCAAGAGAGAAAUGAAAAAUUAUUCUAUAGAGUAUUGCAAGAUGAUAUCGAGCGGUUAAUGCCAAUUGUAUACACACCAACAGUAGGCCUUGCCUGCUCACAGUAUGGACACAUCUUCAGGAGACCAAAAGGAUUAUUUAUUUCUAUCUCAGACAGAGGCCAUAUAAGGUCAAUUGUGAACAACUGGCCCGAGAAUGAUGUUAAGGCUGUUGUUGUCACUGAUGGAGAAAGAAUAUUGGGUCUUGGAGAUCUAGGUGUGUAUGGGAUGGGAAUUCCAGUAGGAAAACUGUGUUUGUAUACAGCCUGUGCAGGAAUACAUCCAGAUAAAUGCUUGCCUGUGUGCAUCGACGUUGGAACUGAUAAUGCAACACUCUUAAAAGAUCCAUUUUAUAUGGGCCUGUACCAAAAAAGGGAUCGCUCACAGGUCUAUGAUGACCUAAUUGAUGAAUUUAUGGAAGCCAUUACAGACAGGUAUGGCCAGAACACACUUAUCCAAUUUGAAGACUUUGGAAACCACAAUGCUUUUCGCUUUUUAAGAAAAUACAGAGAGAAAUAUUGUACCUUCAAUGACGAUAUUCAAGGGACAGCUUCAGUGGCCUUGGCAGGACUGCUGGCAGCACAGAAAGCCACUGGUAAACCACUUGCAGAGCAGAAAGUGCUGUUCCUUGGAGCAGGAGAGGCUGCCCUGGGAAUUGCAAACCUCAUUGUUAUGGCUAUGAUGGAAAGCGGCAUUUCUGCUGAGGAAGCCUACAGGAGAAUAUGGAUGUUUGACAAAUACGGUUUACUGGUUCAGGGCCGAGAACAAAAGGUAGAUUCCAAUCAAGAACCAUUUACACAUCAGGCUCCAGAGCAGAUACCAAAGACGUUUGUAGAGGCAGUGAAUGUACUUCGGCCUUCAGCUAUCAUUGGAGUUGCAGGAGCUGGGCGGCUCUUUUCUCAGGAUGUGAUCAAAGCAAUGGCCUCUAUCAAUGAGCGACCCAUAAUAUUUGCACUGAGUAACCCUACAGUGAAAGCUGAAUGCACAGCAGAGGAAGCAUAUACACUAACAGAGGGCCGUUGCUUGUUUGCCAGUGGCAGUCCCUUCGAGCUGGUGACUCUGAAAGACGGAAGAACCUUCAAACCAGGCCAAGGAAACAAUGCUUAUAUUUUCCCAGGCGUGGCUCUCGCUGUGAUCCUCAGCAGUGUUCGACAUAUUAGUGAUAAGGUUUUCCUAGAGGCUGCUAAGGCAUUGACAGAACAGUUGACCGAUGAAGAACUCGCACAAGGAAGACUUUAUCCUCCACUGUCUAAUAUCAGGGAAGUUUCUAUUUAUAUUGCUGUGAAGGUUAUGGAAUUUUUGUACGCAAACAACAUGGCUUUCCAUUACCCUGAGCCUGCAGACAAGAACCGUUACAUUCGAUCAAAGGUUUGGACCUACGAAUACGAAUCCUUCAUGCCAGAUGUGUAUGACUGGCCCGAAUCUAAGGUUCACUGAUAUAUCAAGAUCGCACUCCUCAGGCAGUAUCUUGUACUCUGCAGGGAUCCCUUUUUCAGACCAAUUUAAAUCAUGAUCUUUGAGUCCUGUAAUUUAUUUUGCUCAUUUUGUUGUCUUCCCCCCCCUCCCCCCUUCUACCCUGUUUUUCACUUGACGUAGAUUUCUCCCCACUCUCCCAAGUACCUGAUAAACUUUAUGGAUGAUGACAUCUGUCACAGGAAUGAGAGAGCUCUCCAAAAUUAAUUUAAAUAAUGACAUUGCAUUUCUAGCUUAGAACCUGCACUGCACUGAAGAAUUCCUUUAAUGAUAUUUUAGCUCUGUGCGUUUGAUGAAGAACUAUAGCUCUCUCAUCACUGCUGACUCCAGAAUGAUUUAUUUCUGCUUUUAAUAAUCAGUCUUCUACUUGUCCUAGCGUUGUCACACUUUGUUAUCUGUGACAUCACCAGAGAGCAUUUGUCCAAAAAAAAAAAAAAAAAUUUUAAAACGAAUUUAACAGUUUAGUGGGCUGUUUUGUCUGAUGUUUAAAGAUGCCUGUGUCCAGACUUCCUUGUGGCAUUGGCUGCUCUGUUUCUUUGUGCUUUGUGGAGCAGCAUGGUGUUGCACAUGUGGAAUCUGCAGCAAUGUUUGUCUUUUGUGUUUUCAUCAUUGUGUGAAAUCUGUUAUCAGGGAAAAAUGCGAACUAGUUAAAAUUAUCCUCUGAAAGCCUGAAAAUAAUAGUAAUCGCUUAAUAGCUUUUGAAAACAAAGCUACGCUGUUGCGUAACAAAUUCUAUCACGUAAAGGCAGGAUCUGAAUUAAUCUACGGAAAUCUUUUAGAGAUUUUUUACAAGGAGAUUUUCUGCCGUGGACUCCAAGGUGAUGUACCAAAGGAUUUUUGUUUCAUUUGUUCAUUUUUUCAAGGUUCUGUUUCUUCUAAGCUAAAUUUUCUCCCUGGCAUGCCCUUUUUCUCAUGAAAAGAUGCGUGUGGUGUUUUCAUGACAUCAUUGACUCAACAACUCCUAAGUGGACUCGCCACUUCGAACAAACCCCCCCACAGGCAGCUGAUGAAGCUGAAACAGAAAGUGUUACAGGCAGCAAUUGACACACACUUUUACAGAAGUUUGAAUGUUUCUUGUGGUCUCAGUCCAGUAUAUUCAAUUCAGUUUGAAUACAGGACUCAAAAGAUCCGAUGCUUAGAAGCUCUAAGCUGAUCACUUAAUCUCCCCCACUCCAUUUACAGGUUGAAUUUGUCAGGGUGGGGGUUUUUUUGUGUGUGUGUAAAACUAAAAACUGCGAGGUUUUUUCCUUGCACAUUUGAUACAGCUACCACAACGUGCAUUCCUUUUCAUUUUGUUCAUAUCAGGUUUGAGUGCCCUCCGCUCCUUUGUAUUAGCAGGCAAGGACACACAGUGAUAGUUACAGUCUGUGACUUCUCUAAAUCUGAUCUCUGUAACAAGAGCGAUGGUAUAAAGAUAAUGUGCUGUUCCAUAGUUUGCUGCAUCAAGGCCACAAAAAAAAAAUAGGAUGAAAAUAAAGAAAUAGAUAGAUGUAAAAGGGCUAUACUGCCAAACUUGAAGCUGGAAUCCAAAGAGAUGAAGUAAAGCUUGCUUAGGAUUUACCCAUGGCAAUCACCUCUCUCAUAUCUUCAUUCAUAUUGGAAAAUACGGUCUCCACAGAAUAGGCCCAAAAUAGAACAGGGAAAAUAAUCUCUGAACCCCCUUGGACAUGGUCUCUGCCACUUACUGCCUAGUAUCUGAUUUUAAAAUUAUAUUUGUGUAUUAGAUAAACAGUAAACUUUGGGAAGGCUUUACCUAAGUGAGGAAAGAAGACUGAUUAUGUAAACACAGAAAACAGUGAUGUGGGGAAAAGACUGCGUAUUCAAACUGUGGUAAAGUGCUGUCUGGUGGGGCUCAAAAUGCUACGUUGCCAAGUUGGGCAACGUACGUGGUUUGCAACUUGUAUAUGUAAGUAUCUGUACAAAAAAGACCAACACACACGUGAUGUUUUUACAAAGAAUGCUUUUUUCAUCUAUUUUUGCAAUGCCUGGUUUUUAUUGUAUUUAAAUUUGUGAUCUUACUGAGAAAUUAUUUAUUUAGUAUACAAAUUAUUUUUACCUUCUGAAAAUUCAACUCUAGCCGAAGCCUGUGGCAGCGUGUCAGUGGAGUUCUGCAUCAUCGAAUUCAAAUGCACUGGGAACGCACACUUCCUCUCUUCUGCCAAUGUACCAAUUAGGCAGACGAGUAAUUAAAAUAUCCCGUGCACUGAUCUUGUGUCCUGCCUGAGAAUGAUCACAGAGGCAGGGCAAUCGGUCCAUCAAUAUAAUUCUGUCUUACAAAAUAAAGAUCUGCAUCCAUCUA